AUGACCGAUCCGACAAUCGGCGGCAUCAAGCUCGACUUGGAUGCGCUGAUCGUGCAGCUGCUGACGGUCGGGACGACGGCGAAGAACUCGAUUCUGGAGACGGUGAAGCAGGACACGAUCGCCGCCCUCUGCAGUGCUGCAAAGGCAGUUUUUAUCUCACAGCCGUCGCUGAUCGAGGUGUCACCACCGAUACGAGUUUGUGGAGAUACGCAUGGACAAUAUGACGAUGUCCUACGGAUGUUCGACAAGGCCGGCUUCCCUCCCAAGCACAACUACAUCUUCCUGGGCGACUACGUCGACAGGGGCUCGCACUCGCUGGAAAACAUUGCACUCCUCUUUUGCUUCAAGGUCAAAUAUCCGGAAAACUUCUUCUUGUUACGCGGAAACCACGAAUGCUCGGCAAUCAACAAGGUCUACGGUUUCUACGCGGAGAUCCAAAAGCGGUGCAGCUCGUUGCGCUUGUGGUACAUCUUUCAGGACGUCUUCAACUGUAUGCCGCUGGUCGGGCUGAUUGGAGGGCGGAUUCUAUGUAUGCAUGGCGGGCUGAGCCCGAGGUUGACGUCGCUUGAUCAGCUGCGCAAGCUAGAAAGACCGAUCGAUCCCCCGAACCCCUCGCUGCAGCUCGACUUGAUGUGGGCCGACCCCGAGUUGUACAUCAACGGUUGGCAGUCGAAUAAUCGCGGGGUCAGCUACUCGUUCGGCGCCGACGUUUGCAAGGAGAUGUGUGCGAAGCUUGGUCUCGACCUGGUGGCCAGGGCGCAUCAGGUGGUCGAGGAUGGGUACCUGUUCUUCGCCGACCGCCACCUCGUCACCAUCUUCUCGGUGGCGCACUACUGCGGCAGUUUUCAAAACAAGGGCGCCGUGAUGUGUGUCGACUCGGAGCUGAAGUGCUCGUUUUUGGUAAUGGCCCCCGACCACAAGCGCGUCAUCCUGGCCGCCACCCGCAUCAAGUCGAACCCGAAGCUCGCCCAACCGCCGAAAGUACUCGCCGGA
Messenger RNA from Mesorhabditis spiculigera, 993 nucleotides. The record is from the annotation of a GenBank genome assembly. Lineage: Eukaryota; Metazoa; Nematoda; Chromadorea; Rhabditida; Rhabditidae.